Molecule: messenger RNA, 1895 nt
Organism: Cynara cardunculus var. scolymus (artichoke)
Lineage: Eukaryota; Viridiplantae; Streptophyta; Magnoliopsida; Asterales; Asteraceae
Product: IAA-alanine resistance protein 1
Exons: 11
Coding region: 264-1706 (480 amino acids)
Biological process (GO): intracellular zinc ion homeostasis; zinc ion transmembrane transport
Cellular component (GO): membrane
Molecular function (GO): zinc ion transmembrane transporter activity
Source: RefSeq, a predicted model, not a curated record
CAAACCGACUCGCCGGAGGGUUAAACAUGCCUUCACUUGAUGCCGUCGGUGACCCUUUUUUAUGGAUGCGGUAACGUUCGGCAUCAUCGUCGGGAUAAUAAUCCUCUUCUUUAUCAUUGUUUGCUUCAUUACAAUCGAAGGCACCUGCAAACGUCGCCCUUCUUGAAACCCCCCCCCCCCCCUGCCCACUGCACUUCUAAGUUGGAAAACCCCCCAAAAAAACCCGAACAAAUCCUUCCCACAAUUCAAUCCAACGCGCCGAGAUGAUGGUGAUUCAUCAUUGUAAAAAGCAGAUCUAUAGUUUACUGCUAAUCUUGGUUUUGACGGUUGGAUUUAAUUUUGAAGCGAGUUUCGGGCACCAGUGUCAACACUCUAGUGCGCCGGCGGUUCAUGAAUCUCAUGUUCAUCAUCACAACUGUGAUCACUCGCAUGGCCAUCACCAUCACCAUCAUGAUCAUGAUUUGGGGAUGAAAAAGCUGCCGGAAGAACUGGCGGAAGAGGAGGAUCUUAGGUUGGAAUAUGUGUCCCACCACGAUCAUGACCAUGAUCAUUAUCAUGGCGGUGGCUCAGAGCUAACCAGCGUUGGUCUUUGGAUUCAUGCAAUGGGAUGCUCAUUGUUGGUGAGCUUGGCUUCUCUAGUUUGUCUGAUUCUACUGCCAUUGAUAUUCUUUCAAGGAAAACCAUCAAAGGCACUUGUUGAUGCGCUGGCUGUAUUUGGGGCAGGAGCUAUGCUUGGAGAUGCUUUUCUUCAUCAAUUGCCACAUGCCUUUGGUGGCGGACAUUCUCAUUCACAUGAUAACCAUGUGGAUGAUGUUCAUCAGCACAUUGCUUCUGGACAUGAUCAUUCCCACUCUCAUUCCCAUUCUAUUGAAGAUCUUUCAGUUGGAUUAUCCAUUUUGUUUGGAAUUGUUGUUUUUCUCUUUGUGGAAAAGGUUGUGAGGUAUGUUGAAGAUAUGUCAGGAGGAGUUAAUUCUUGGGGUCAUGGUCAUCAUCACCACCACAAGAGUGAAUCAUUGAAGGAUAGCAAAGGUGAUGAUGACAACAGUGAGGAAGAUGGAAGCACAUCCGAAACUUCUGAAAAAAUAGCAGAGAUAGCAUCUGGUGAAUCUCUAAAAUCAGAAAAACAAAGUGAAUCUUCUCAUCUCCGCAAGAGAAACACUAGUACUAAUGUGGUUGCAGACAAGAUUGAUUCAGGUGCUGAAAAUGGACCCAAAAGUAAUAUAAAGUCCUCGAUUGAGAAGGAACCUGCACAGUCAUCGACUCUCGUGUUUGGUUAUCUGAAUCUGUUCUCAGAUGGUGUUCAUAAUUUCACUGAUGGCAUGGCUUUAGGAAGUGCUUUCCUCCUAUACGGGUCUGUUGGUGGGUGGUCAAGAACACUUUUUCUACUUGCACAUGAGCUUCCUCAAGAGAUAGGUGAUUUUGGAAUCUUGGUGAGAUCUGGUUUCAGUGUAUUCAAAGCUCUCUUCUUCAACUUCCUCUCCGCAUUGGUGGCACUAGCAGGAACUGCAUUGGCGUUGUUGUGGGGUCAAGAUCCAGGGCAAUCAUCUUUAAUUGAGGGAUUUACAGCAGGUGGGUUUAUAUACAUAGCAGUGGGGGUGAUGGCGGAAAUGAACAAUGGCAGCAGUUCAUUGAAAAAUACUGCAAUACAAUUAAGCUGUUUGGUACUGGGUAUGUCUGUUGCUCUCUUUAUAUCGCUUGUCGAGUGAACCAUUUUUCGUUCAGUUUUGAUGUAAGCUAGAGAGGAUUAGGAGGUAAGUGUACAACUUCGUUUUCAAACUUGGUCAAAAAUAUAUCCCAUAGUUGUCGAUUCUUGAUCCAACAAUUGGUCUUUUUGACAAUGUAGUUCUCAAUGUUCUAUUUAUAGCAUUUAUAGGAAAUCUGGAUAUUAUUUUCUG